This is a messenger RNA of Hyaloscypha bicolor E, 1587 nucleotides long. RefSeq lists its product as uncharacterized. Lineage: Eukaryota; Fungi; Ascomycota; Leotiomycetes; Helotiales; Hyaloscyphaceae. The transcript is spliced from 3 exons. The coding region runs from base 174 to 1211 and encodes 345 amino acids. The record is from RefSeq and is a predicted model, not a curated record.
GGACGUUUUGACGACACCUCAACUUUGGCUGCCUUUGCGACUGGGAAAUAAUUACCAGUAACCUUCUCGACCUCGCUCCAGAGAAGUGUAUGGCAUUUGGUUAGCGGGGGAAGCUUUCCCUAAUACUUGAUCUUCUCUCUCAUCCUCUGAUUCCCUCGCGAUCGAGACCCAGAAUGUCCCAGCCUCCGCGGACAAAGCAUCCCUUGGAUGUUUUGCAGAGCAUGAUCAAUGCCAUCCUCAUAGAAACCGGGAAAGCUCUUCGAUCUUCUAACAAGGAGGGAGGAAAGACGCUUGCCAAUGCAAAGACCAGACUCUCCUCUACAAUUCCGAGCACCAUUGAGAACUUUCACCUGGCCCUUGAUGAAAUGGAGUGUGAUAUCCUUCGGGCAAAGUCCGUCCUGUUAAGAGAUCUUGAAGGCUUACGAGCAAAGCGACUGGCAUUGGAGAACCCAGUCCCGAUCGUUGAAGAAGUUGAGCCUAUACCAGAACUAGAUCUAGAUCUGAACGGGGAAGCUACCAUGACGGAUGCUGCUGAAGAGUCGACAAUAAAAGAGGAGGCUACACAACCUGAAAGUCCCGAAAAACAGACUUCAGAUGAGACUGGUUUCCUAUCAUCCACCCAAGAUCCUGCGAAAGAAGAUAUUGUCAAAAUUGCAGAAGAUUUGAAAGAUCAACAUGCUCUGACACCACCGUCGAACGAUAAGACUUCCCAGCCAAUUGGUCUGGGUAUAAAUACGGAAGCCGUUGCAAAUUCCCCUGGUCCUGGCACUGCAGAGCCUCAAGACUCGAUCGAUUUGCUGUUUGAUAUGCCAGACAAUGAAAAUACUGGUGACUCGGAGCUGAAUUUCGAACACAUGGAUUACUCUCUUCCUGACUCCAACCAAGACCCGUCACAGGCGCAGACCCAUGCGUUUGACCUCUCCACUUUCGGAACAGCCUCCCAGGAUUUCAAUAUGAACACUAUGCAAACCGACUCGAAUAUGGCCAAUAAUACGAACAACGAGAACAAAGAAGGAGAAGCUCUGUUUGGCAUGGGUAAUGGUGGUGAUAAUAUGGACCUGGACUUGGACAACUUGGGUUUUGGAACCGCCGGAGGCGAGGACAGUCUCUUUGAGGAUAUGUUUGUUGUAGGAGACGAUAAUGGGUUUGACGGUAGUGGGGAGAUGGAUCAUGGUGAUUUUGAUAGUGCGUUUUUCUUAAUAAACGACUAAGCGGUCGCUGUCAACAAGUCGUCCUGAGGCCGUUGACAACUAAGCGCAGGACCAUGAAAUUUCAUUGUACAUGUUGUUUCUAGAGAAUUCACAAGGCUUCUUGUAUCAUUCAGCCCCACAAACUUUCCUCCAUUGCACCCAACCAAAUGCGAGGCACAGCGUUCUGUACUCCCUGCCUCAAAAAAUAGUCAGACUCUUAAUGGGAUAGGAACGUUUACUAGUAUUAGUUGCGUACAUGGAAAUAUCCCUUCGCCGUUUAUAUAUGACAAUAAUUUUCCAACUCCGAACCAGUCGUGGGCAAUGGGGCAAGCUCAGAGUACUACCUCAACACACAACAUGCCACCCCCACGAAACCCCGGCCAACAGCCAGUGCGCC